AUGACUUAUCUUGUGUCUUUAUUUCUUUUUGGGUUGGUUUUAGGGCUUGUGGCUGUUGCUUCUAACCCUGCCCCAUACUUUGCUGCUUUGGGGUUGGUUGUAGCGGCAGGCGUGGGAUGUGGGGUUCUGGUUGGUCAUGGGGGGUCUUUCUUAUCAUUGGUAUUAUUUUUGAUUUAUUUAGGAGGGAUGCUCGUAGUGUUCGCUUAUUCAGCGGCUUUGGCUGCUGAGCCCUUUCCUGAGUCUUGGGGGGAUCGUUCGGUUUUAGGGUAUGUAGUGGUAUAUACAGUGGGGGUGGUGUUGGUAGCGGGUUGGUUUUGGGGUGGAUGGUAUGAAACCUCGUGGGUGGUGGUAGAUGAAUUUAAGGAGUUUUCUGUUUUGCGGGGUGAUACCAGUGGCGUGGCUCUAAUAUACUCUUACGGCGGUGGGAUGUUAAUUGCAUGCGCGUGGGUGCUUCUAUUAACACUUUUUGUGGUGUUGGAGUUAACUCGGGGGCUAAGUCGAGGGGCGCUUCGAGCAGUUUAG
Messenger RNA from Salvelinus sp. IW2-2015, 522 nucleotides. Lineage: Eukaryota; Metazoa; Chordata; Actinopteri; Salmoniformes; Salmonidae. The record is from the annotation of a RefSeq genome assembly.